This is a messenger RNA of Parasteatoda tepidariorum (common house spider), 1968 nucleotides long. It is a transcript of the gene park, whose product is annotated as E3 ubiquitin-protein ligase parkin. The record is from RefSeq and is a predicted model, not a curated record. Gene Ontology annotation, cellular component: mitochondrion; cytosol. Gene Ontology annotation, molecular function: ubiquitin-protein transferase activity; protein binding; zinc ion binding. Gene Ontology annotation, biological process: protein ubiquitination. Lineage: Eukaryota; Metazoa; Arthropoda; Arachnida; Araneae; Theridiidae.
UAUAGCAUUUCCUACUUCGACUUCGACCUCUGACGUAAUGUUUGUGUUUAUAUUUUGGUUAAGAUCAAGUUCAGCCUUGGUAACGCUGUGGGCUCAAGAAAAAUUUUAGUUCCAGUUUUAUUCUAUUACUUACGUUAUUACUAACAACCAAUUAAUGAUUUAAUAUUUAUUACCAAAAUUCUGAUCUAAUGCAACAUUAUAAUAUGAAUGAAUUGGUUUUACUAGUAGUAUACCCUUUAUUUUUUAAAUUAAUUUAAAUCACGGAAGAUUUUAGUAAUAAGACUAGAUUUUUUCUAUACUUUAUUAUUUUAAAAAUAUUUAAAUGCAUACAAAAAUUAUAGCUUUUGAAUGAAUUUCUAUGAAAUAGUGAUCGGUUUUAUUAGGUCAAUAAUGAAUAUAUUUAUCAGCCAAAGAGUGAUUGACACUCAAAAAAAUUACCUAAAAAUAUUCGUAAAAUGUGGAGCUGAUACGAUGGUCCCUGUUAAUGUGGAAAAUAAUUGGACUGUGGGUGAUUUAAAAGCAAAUGUAGCAUCUAAAUUAUGUCUGAAAGCUGAGGAUAUUAGGAUAAUAUUUUCGGGCAAAGAACUUCAUGAUGAUGUCGAAUUUCAGGACUGUGAUGUUGGUGAACAAAGUAUCAUUCAUGCUGUUCCACACACCAAAAAAUUAAUGGAUAUAUCAGUAGAAAAUAAAUGCCCAUUGAAUCAAACUCCAUUUUGUUCUGAUGAUUUUACAGAAGAUAAGAAAACAUCUCCAAAGAGCCACUUUUAUGUUUAUUGCAAUGAUCCAUGCAAAAGCAUGCACCCGGGAAAAUUGAGAGUAAGGUGCUCUUCUUGUAAAGAAGGAACUCUAAUUGUUAAUCAGGAUCCAACUUGUUGGGAAGAUGUAUUAGUUCCAGGUAAAAUUAACGGUGUGUGUCAAUAUGAAAAGUGUGAAGGUACACAUGCAGAGUUUUAUUUCAAAUGUACAAGCCAUGUUUCGAUACCUCACGAUCAAGCUGUUCCUUUAUAUCUCAUAAAAAACAACUUCAAAAGUGUUCCAUGUAUUGCCUGUACAGAUACCAGGGAAAUUGUAUUAGUAUUUCCUUGCACUAGUGGCCAUGUAAUUUGUGUGGAUUGUUUUCGGCUUUAUUGUUUAUCACGUUUGGGUGAAAGGAGAUUUAUUCAAGAUUCUACUAUUGGAUAUUCUAUUGAUUGCCCAGCUGGCUGUUCAGAUUCAUUGAUUAAAGAACCACAUCAUUUCAAAUUGCUUGGAGAAGAAGAAUACUCCAGAUAUCAAAGAUUUGGUGCUGAAGAAUGCCUUCUGCAAGAUGGUGGAGUGCUCUGUCCUCAGCCAAAUUGUGGUGCUGGUAUUUUACCGGACACUCACUGUACACGAGUUGUUUGCUCUCAAAAUGCAGGAGGAUGUGGAUUUGUAUUUUGUAAAGAAUGUAUGCAAGGUUAUCAUGUUGGGCCUUGUGAACCUCCUGAAGGAAUUUCAGUCAGUGAUAGGAUAAACUAUACAAUAAUAGACGAGAGAGCGUCUAGCUCAAAGUGGGAUGAAGACAGUAAGAAAACAAUUAAGGUCACUACAAAGCCAUGUCCAAAAUGUCGCACUCCCACUGAAAGAGAUGGUGGCUGUAUGCAUAUGGUUUGUACACGAUCUCAAUGCGGAUAUCAUUGGUGUUGGGUUUGCCAAACAGAAUGGACUCGUGAAUGUAUGGGCAAUCAUUGGUUUGGUUAAUUACUCAAAUGGACUGUAUUUUUCCUUUUAAACAAGUGCCUAUAGGAAGCAAUUUUAAAAUUGGUGGCCAUAUAAUUUUUGUUAAGUUUUUGUAUUUCAUGUGAAAUACAAGUAGUUUUUGAAAACUGUGAUAUCUUAAAAUGCAAGAUUUUAUUUAUUUUAUUUCCUAGAUGCAUUGCUCAGUUUUUAUGUAUAAACUGUAAUGAAACUGAAUUUAAACAACCAUCUCUUUAUUUUGAAAUCAUUGAU